AUGCCGAAUUUUUAUGCCAGGACAAAUUCUUGGCAUGAAACUUCGAAUGUAUCUUUACUUGACUAUAAUAGUUGCUUAAAAAAUCUUAUUGAUUGUAAUAAAGAGGAAAACAAUGAGAAACGACGACGUUCAAAUUCCAGAAAGGGAGAAGGGAAUGAGCGUAUACUCUUAACUAUUAUAGCAUUAUAUAUAGCGGCAACAACUACUAUAACUAAAACAACUACUACAACUGCAGCAACUGUUACAAUUACUUCCAAUACAUGUACUUCUGGAUGGAAAGGCGUUACUGUACUUUAUCAUUGUAAUAAUUGUCCAGAUAUACCACCAUAUACACAAUAUACAUAUACUUACACCGCUAUUUCAAAUAGAACUCGUAUUGCAUUUUCUUUUCGUGAAGAUGAAGGUUGUUUUGUACUUGAUGCUGUAUCAGUACGAAAUAUAGCUAUUGAAUUAAUUGCAAAUAAUGAUUUUGAAACUGCUACACUAUCAUCAUGGACUUAUUGCAACUCAAAUAGCACAACAAGUGCUGGUGCAGUUAUGCAAAAUUCAGAUCAUUUUGAAUGCAUGGCUAAUACAUACCAAGUUGAAUCAGGAAAUUAUUUUUAUUAUGAUGGAGCAGUAGGAAAUUUUGAUUAUUUAAUUCAAAUGUUUUCAACACUUGUUGGUCAAACAUAUACUAUUUCAUAUUGGUUAUACAAUCAAGGCAGUGCUCACCCGAGUAGUGCUGAUGUGAUCAUAAGUAUCUAA
Messenger RNA from Rotaria sp. Silwood2, 747 nucleotides. The record is from the annotation of a GenBank genome assembly. NCBI's taxonomy places the organism in Eukaryota, Metazoa, Rotifera, Eurotatoria, Philodinida, Philodinidae.